Mytilus trossulus (common blue mussel) is the source of this 2985-nucleotide messenger RNA. RefSeq names its product BET1 homolog. The transcript is spliced from 4 exons. Bases 141 to 467 code for a protein of 108 amino acids. Gene Ontology annotation, biological process: endoplasmic reticulum to Golgi vesicle-mediated transport; vesicle fusion with Golgi apparatus. Lineage: Eukaryota; Metazoa; Mollusca; Bivalvia; Mytilida; Mytilidae. Gene Ontology annotation, molecular function: SNAP receptor activity. The record is from RefSeq and is a predicted model, not a curated record. Gene Ontology annotation, cellular component: SNARE complex.
AACAGGAGAUUAACCCUGAUUGAUAGUACACGUGUUUUGAUGACGUUGUCACAAAAAAAAGUAAAUAAGAAAAGUUGAAAAUAGAUUCUUUGUAAAUAUAUUCGUUAUUUUUAUGUUGGCAGAAGAUUGAAAGAUCAAAAAUGAGGAGAGCACAUAUGGGAAAUGGUUUUCAAGGACAAGAAGGAGAAUAUGUGGAAGAAGACAAUCAGAGAAUGGAGGAAGAUUUGAAAUAUAAAGUUCAAGCUUUAAAAUCAUUAACAAUAGAUAUUGGAAACGAAGUUAGAGAUCAGAACAAGUAUUUAAAUGAAAUGCAUGAUGAUUUUGAUAAAGGAGGGAGUUUAUUGGAUAAAACAGUGAACCGUUUAAAGAGGAUAACAGCAUCUGGUGGACAUAAACAUAUAUGUUACUUAUUAGGUUUUGCUCUGUUUGUAUUCCUUUUGAUAUGGAUGAUUGUCAAAUUUAGAUGAUGACUUUAAAGAAUGAUAGUUGAUAGCUGCAAUAGGAAUAAAGCUUUAUAUAAAGGUUGAAGAUGAUCUACGAAGAGUGUAACUCUAAAAAUAGUAUUGUUGAAACAAAAAGUGAGAAGAUUACUAGUGCUGUGAAAGGGCUAUUCUUGGAUAAUAAUCUUGAAAAGGUUAAAGGUUCAUUUCAACUAUAUAUUAUCAAUAUUUUAUAGCUUCAUGUAAAGAAAAUGUAUAUACUGUAAACUUGGAACACUUUAUGUGUUAUGCUUUUGACAAUUUCAAUCUACAACCUUAUUUUGUCUUUGAGUUUAGUUUGUGUAUUAAAACAUAAGUGCUCUCUUCACUGUAAAUCACAUCAGUAUUGUUGAUAUAUACAAUCUAGUCAUGUGUGGGCCACUUCAGGAUAUUUAGGACCUUGUUAAAUUAAAAAUAUAAAAUUUAAGCACAUAAUUUUCUAAGUUUACAGUAUUGGUCCCAAAAAACGAAAACCUUUUAAAUUUAUAACAUGUAUUGAAAUUGUAUUUUAACUUUAUAAUGGACCUCAAAUUGACAUAUUUUGUCAGGAAGAAUACUAAAUUAAGAAUUUGUUCAGAAAGAAAAAUUAUCUGUUGGUAAUUAUACAUGUAUAAACAAACUCAAAACAUAAUCUUUAUUUGCAUGUCCAAAUUCAGAGCCUGCAAUUCAGUGGUUAUCCUUGGUUCACAUCUGUCAUGUUUUGAUUUUUUUUUGAAAAUUUUAUUGUUAUAGAUACAUGUAGUUUUCUCGUAUUAAUUGUUUUAUUUAUAACCUGCCUUUUAUAAACUUUUAAGCAAUUUAUACAGUCUGGGCUAUUGUCAUUGUUGAAAGCCCUAUAAUUGUGACCUAUAAUUUCUUAUAUCUAGGCCAUUUGGUUUCUGAUGGAUGAUUGUUGUCUCAUUGGGAAUCAUACCACAUCUCUAUAUUUUUAUUUCCAAUUACAUGUAGUCAAGAGAAACAAUUUUACAAAUCACCAUGGGAACAAGGAUUGUUGUGUGUCUCUGUAUGGAAUAUUAUUUUGUUUCUAUUAGAUUUGAUAUAUUCUAUUUCCAGCAAAGCUGGACAUGUGAUUUUGUAUUUCUUUUUUUUUCCUUCUUUUUUUCUGUUUAUCCUUUCAUCUACUUCCCAAUCCCAGAGUUAACUGCAGGUUAUAUUUGUAAUUUAUCAUAAUGGGUUGAAUCUGAUGAUAUGCAUCAUACAAUGUUUCAAACGCUUAGAAAAAAAAAUGUUCUUGAUGUGAUAAACAUCACUGGUUAAGAUCUAAAGGAGAGAAAAAAAUCAUAUUUAAACAUAUUUCAAUGAAAAAAUUCUAUUUGAUCAUCAAUUGCACCAAUGAACCUUUUGAUGAUUUGAAUUAAUAAAUGCAUACACUAAUAUAUUUUUGUCUUAAGUUGAUUGUUCAAACUAUUUUGUAUUUGUUGUCAUAUUUUGUUAUUAAUUUAAUGUGUGAAUGUUGCAUCGUUUCAUUGUAUUGUUAGCAUUUUAUUGUUGUUUUUAUUUAUGAAUGAAGUGUUGAUGUGAUAGUGAACAUAUAUAAAGAAUAUACACAUUCUGAGAGUUGGCAAUUAAUUGUUUAUAAACUCUGAUGAUAAUUUGUCAUGUUACAUUGUACAUCUUUCAAUUUUUUUUAUUUUUUUUUAUUUCUAGUAAAUAUGAAACAAUACCUUGUUAUUGUUAAGGAUAAUUGAUUUACUCUACUUUACAUACAAGGUCCUAAUAGUACUGUGGACUCAAUGUUAUAUUAUAUAUUGGGUACCAAUUUCCCUGGAUUUUGUGGGUGAAAAAAAACUUGAAAUCAAAUGUUCAACGAAUCACAACUUUUUCAGAGGCUUUAGAUUCAGAGAUAUUUGAAAAAUGAAAUCAAAUAUCCAUGAAAAAUUAAAGUUUUCCUCAAUCCAAGAAACUUGAAAUUUGAAGAAUCCAAGGUAUCCAUGGUUUGAUAUAUGAAUAAUUCAAGUUUUAUUGCACAUUUAUCUGUCUGGAGAAGCAAUUUCAGAUUUGUCAUUGAUGACACUUAGGUGCAUAUACUCAAGAUAAUAUCUAGUGACCAUCUUUAACAAUUAGAAACUAUCAUUAAAUGCUUAAAAAGCAUUUAAAAAUGUAUUCUCACUAUAAAUGCCAUCCUUUCUAGCAUAAUGCCCUCUCAUUUCAAAUCCUGGAUCUAGGGAAUUUUUGGUAAUUUCAUAAGAGGGGAGCUGACUGACAUAAGGGGGAGGGAUUAACUAUUUUCCCUCAAAAGGUUUGGGGGCAGGGCCCCUGAAUCUGCCUAUGUAAGCAUACUUAGAAUGUACAGUAAACUAUAUAUGAAGCCUUUGUCUCAACAUUACAUUUGAUUGUUCGAAUAACAUGAUUACAAACAUUAUGAAACUGUUGGGUUAUAUGUGUGUGUGAAUGUUGAUGUUAUAAAUAUAAUGAUUGUGUCCAUUUUUGAAUGAUGUUGACGGUGCCAAAUGAAAUGUUUUAUGUAUGAUCAUUGAAGAUUUUGAUUAAAGAUAUCAAACUCUCA